GCAUAUAAACGCGUCGCGCGCAACGAUACCAAACCCGAAAGUAUUGGUCGGUCUUGCAUAAUAAUAAUAGUCUCGCUGCAAUACACUUUGCUCGUUUCCUGCCGAAAGAAUGGAGGGUUUCACAUCCUUUUGUAAUCCUGAAUCUCCGAACCGUUGGAGCUACGAUUCUCUCAAGAACUUCCGCCAGAUCUCUCCCGUCGUUCAAAAUCACCUCAAGCAGGUUUAUCUUGCACUAUUCUGUGCUUUGUUAGCAUCUGCAGCUGGUGCUUAUCUUCACGUACUCUGGAACAUUGGUGGUAUCUUAACUACUAUAGGAUGCAUUGGAAGCAUUGCUUGGAUGAUCUCUUGUCCUCCUUAUGAAGAGCAAAAAAGGGUUGCACUUCUAAUGGCAGCGGCACUUUUUGAAGGAGCCUCAAUCGGUCCUCUGAUUAAGGUUGCCAUUGACUUUGAUUCCAGCAUCCUUGUUAGUGCGAUUGUUGGUUGUGCUUUGGCAUUUGGGUGUUUCUCGGCAGCUGCCAUGGUGGCAAGGCGAAGAGAGUACUUGUACCUUGGGGGGUUGCUUUCAUCUGGUCUUUCACUCCUUUUCUGGAUGCAGUUCGCAUCCUCCAUCUUUGGUGGUUCUACAGUCCUUUUCAAGUUUGAGUUGUAUUUUGGGCUUUUGAUUUUCAUUGGAUACAUAGUAGUUGAUACCCAGACUAUAAUUGAGAAGGCACACUAUGGUGAUCUGGAUUAUGUGAAGCACGCACUCACUCUAUUCACAGACUUUGUGGCUGUAUUUGUCCGGAUUCUUAUCAUCAUGUUGAAGAAUGCAUCUGAGAAGGAAGAGGAGAAGAAGAGGAAGAGAAGAAAUUGAGGUAUUGGUGAAAUCAUGAUGGCUGUGCAUAAACUUGGCUCGGCAAUCCAACUUUGCUUCCAAAUGUUAUGCAGUCUUAUACUGCUGAAUGUCAUACUCACACCUUUGUUGAUGAUGGUUGGUUUAGAAGUUUCAACGUUCUGCUUAAUUUUGGAAGCUUGACUUCAGUCUGUCUAUACACCUUCCUUUGAUUUAAGGUUUUUAUUGUUCCGUGUACUAGCUCAGGCCUCGGGGUUUAUUAAAUUAACUUUUAUUAUAUGUUGUGUUUUGUAAAACUUUUUCAAGCUUAUCUAUUUGUGUAAUGCUUUAGGGUUUGAUUUACUGUUUUUUGUGGAAAACCACAAAACACAUUCUAAGCCUUCAUUAAUUUGUUUUCUAUUUUUGUGUAUCUGG
Messenger RNA from Cuscuta europaea, 1246 nucleotides. NCBI's taxonomy places the organism in Eukaryota, Viridiplantae, Streptophyta, Magnoliopsida, Solanales, Convolvulaceae. The record is from the annotation of a GenBank genome assembly.